UUACUGACGAAGGUAAAGUUUGAAGUGACUAAAUCAAUAUUAGUUCUAAGGGUAUUCUAUCGUUCUUUGAAUAUUCUUCGCGAGGAAAUAUAAAUGACAAUUCACAUGAAUUUAAAAUUAUUACAAACUGUAAAAGUUGUGUGUUUCUAUAUUACUUUUGAACUAUGGUACAAGAAUAUUUAAUUUUCUUGAUAACACCAUAAAUAAUAAAUCUUUCAUUCGUAGUAACACAACUUCUAUAUAUUUAUUUCAUUCUAAAGAAUUGGAUACUUUUGAUUCAGUUAAAAUUCAACUAUCGAGAUAUGGAUUUCUUUGACAAUCGUUGCUUUAGAUUAAAUAAAAUUUUAACAUCUAUUAUUGGGCAAUGGCCUUAUCAAACGAAAAAGCAAACAAUUAUUAUAUCAUCAAUUUAUUUAUUUAUGAACACAUCUCUCGUUAUUGUCACGAUAAAUGGUCUAAUAACAUUGGAGUUAAAUUUUGAUGAAAUUCUUAAUAACGUGACUAUUAUUAUGACCAACAUAGGAAUAUUGGUAAAAAUGAUCAAUUGCAUAAUUAACAAAAAAAAGAUGAAAUAUCUUCUCAAUUGUUUCAAAUCAAAUUGGAUGGAGAUGUCCGAGACAGAAAUUGAGAUUCUGCAACAAUGCUCUGAUAAAGGAAAAUUUAUAAUUAUAGCAUAUUUAAUUCUUGUAUAUUCAACUUUGUCUAUUUUUCUAAUGACUUCAUACACGCCACAAAUUCUUGACAUUAUUAAACCGUUAAAUGAAUCGCGUCCAAGAAGAAGGGUUUAUAGAUCAAAUUAUUUAUUAGAUGACAAAGAAUACUUUUAUACUCUUUUAAUGCAUGAGCAAAUUACUGUUUUUCUAAAUAUGACAACAUUAAUUUGUGUGGAUACAAUGUAUGUGAAGUAUGUUGAACACAUUUGUGGAAUAUUCGCCAUUUUACGAUAUCGAAUAGAAAGUAUUAUGAAAAAUUCAGAUUUUUCCAAAAAUCGUACUUCCAAACAAGACGAACAAAUUACAAAACAAGUUUCUCAUUGCAUUGCUUAUCAUCGAAAUGCAAUCAAAUAUGCUGAAUGUGUCGAAUCUAUUUAUGGGCUUGCAUUAUUUAUGCAAUUAUCAGCAAGUUUGGCAUUGAUGAGCGCAACCGGAUAUGUGGCCGCGGUAAAAUUAGGAACAUUUAAUGAAUUUAUGCAAAUUAUUCCCUUUUUUAUGGGACAAGUGACACAUUUGUUUUACAAUUCCCUUCCAGGACAACAAUUAAUUAAUUUCAGUGAAGCAAUUGGGGAUUCAGUAAGCAGUGCACAAUGGUACAGAAUGCCUAUAAAAGCGCAAAAGCUUCUAAUAUUAUUAAUGAUUCGAAGUUUUCGUCGACCUUGCACAAUUCAAGCAUUUGGUGGAAUUUUUACACUUUCCGUGGAAACAUUUAGUACGGGCAUGAAAACGUCAUUCUCAUAUUUUACGGUUUUAUUAACCAUGAGUGAAUAAACAUACGACAAAAGAUUUUUCUUUUUUUUUUCUGCAAAUGUACAAAAUAUUAAUGAAAAUUCAUUUAUUGAAAAUGAUUAAUUGAUUAAAUGUAUAAAUAAUAUAUAUACACAAAAUUUAUACGAUUGUCAUUAAUUUAAUAAAACAAAUAUUAAUUAAAUUUUUCUACUAUAUUAAUAUAUCAAUAAUGUUUCUUUAAAUUUGAAAAGAAAAAAUUUUGUAUUUACAAUAUAAUGAAAAUAAAUUUAAUCAAAUAUUUAUUGAAUUUAAUAAAUCUCUUUAUUGGUGGAAAAAAAAAUACAUUACCGAGAUUUAUUUUCAAAAAAAUAAUUAUAAUAAAUCAAAAGUUACUUUGAAAAAGGCAAUUUGCAGUAAAAUAUAAUUUUGGCAAACUUUUUCAUUUUUGCCCAAUAUAUUUUUUUAAUUUAAUAAAACUUUAAAAAUAAGAAGGGGCAUCUUUUUUUCUAUCACAGAUAAUUCAACAAUAUUUAUAAUUGUCUACUUAUAAAUAUACAUCACAGUUCGCUGCGGAUAUUAUUCAAUUAUAAUUAUAACAAUGAACGUUUCAUUGAUUCAAUUAUAAUCACAAUACUAGUUUCCGCAUUAUUUUUCUAAUUCUAUUAAAAAUAGAAUCUAUUGAUGAAAAAAAUAAAUAAAUAAAUAAUGAAUCACAAUCCGUUUCUUUAGUGUACAAAUUAUAAAAAUAAAUAAUUAUAUAAAUGUCGUUUUCAAAUAUGUACACAUUGUAAAAUAUAUACAAAUAAGACUUUCGAUUGUCUUUUAUAUUUAGUAACUAUAAAUUUAAGUUCUUUGUAAAAUUUUCUUAAUAGUUUUUUUUUUUUUUUUUUUAAAUCACAAUCACCGUUUUGUUGAUUUUUCAGUGCACUUUACAAAAAUUUAUAAUUUUUUUUUUCUAUGAUCUUAAAUCUAUUUUUCUUAAAUGCUAGUAUUUAACAAAAAAACAUUUUUUUUUAGAAGACCCGAAUGUUAAGACUAUAAAUUUAAAAAAUAUGGAUUUUUUUUUCUUUAAUACUAGUUAUUAAUUAUUCUUCUCAACAAAUUGUAAAUUUUCAAAUCAUGAAUUUUUCUCUCUCAACAAUUUUUGGAAAAAAUUUUAAAUACUAUAAAAUUGUAAAAUAAUAAUAAAUUGGAUAUUAUAUCAAAUUACAGUCUUUUAGUUAUAUAAAAAUGUAAGAGCAAAAAAAAAAUAAUCUCGAAAAUAACCCAGAUAUAACAUCAGUUUACGAUAAGCUAGCAGUGUAAGCUUGCCGCAAGUUAGAUAACAUUUUAUUGCCAUCGGAAAGCUUAUGGCAAACUUGCACUUCAAGCUUGUUGCAAGCUGAUGUGUUAUCUAGGAAUCUGUCUCUUAUAUUUUCAUUCCAACAAAUUACGUUCGACCUUGCAAUCUAUAAUAAUACUUGAAAUUAUCUCAAAAAAUAAAAUUAAUUUUUUUUAAAGUCACACCUCCAUAACAAGAUAAUUUUUUUUUUUUUUUGCAAAAAAUAUGAGACCUCAUUAUUACUUCACAAAAAAUAAUUGUCAGUCUUUACAUUCUUGUGAAAUUUACAAUUUCAUUUUUUUUUUUCAAUUACAAUUGAUGUCGUUAUUUACAAUUGUUAAUAUUAAUCACCUAUUUUUAUUAUUAUACAAUUAAAUAAUACAUUUCAUUUUUUUUUUAAUUGUAAUUCAGUCUCAUAUUUUUUUUUUAGUUAAAAUCAUUAUUUUUUUCUAAUUACUGUACAAUAACUACAAUUGUAUGAUACCUCAUUUAAUAUUGUAUAUAAGAUUUAAAAAAAACACAUACAACAAUAAAAACAAGUCAAUAAAUAAAUGAACAAACAAGCAAAAACAAAAAAAAAAGUGAGUGAAUCUUAUAAAAACAAUAAAGAACACUCACAUUAAAAAUAAAAAAACACAGUCUCAGUGGUGUAAAAUUAUAAAAAGUCAAAAACGCAUAUUCAAUCCACACGAAAUAUAGUCAGACGCUCUGGGUGUUUUUUUUUUCUUUUUCAUUUUAAGCACAAAUUUUUUUUUUUUUUUAUAUAUAAUUGACAAUAUAAAAAAUGUGGUAUCAUUAAACUUGUCAAUAAGAAAUUCACACUAAUAAAAAUAUUGGUGAUCAAGAGUAUAGCUGCAUAGCAUUUUUACACUUACCCUGUAAGUCGCUUUUACGCCCAGGACAAAUAACAAUUGUCGCUGCAGCAUUAGAGCCAAGUAAAAAUGAAAUUCAUUUUUAAAUUAACAAAAAAAAAAGUUGCUAAAAAUAUUGAUAAAAUUAGCAAAUAAUAAAUGAUAAAAAUCUCGGCUUAAAGAGUACAAGUAGUCCAUCGCAGAAUUUCGAUCUGUUGAAAUUCAUUUGUUCUUUAUGUACAAACAAAUGAUGUUCCUUCGCAAAUUAGUAAAUUAGAUCAUUAAUUUUUUAAAUAAAAAAAAAAAAAAAAUUUUUCUAUUCGUUGCUACUGUCUAAUGUGAAGUGCAAAUUAUUUUCAGUCUUUAUCAUAUUUUCACGUCAUAUUCCUUUUAAUUUUAAUUGUUAUUAAUAAUUAUAAUUUAUUAAUAAUAAUAAUUAUUAAUUAUUUAAUAAUGCUACAAAGUCUCAUUAAAUAAAUUUUAUCAGAAAUAUAAAAUGUUUUCGUAAUUUUUUUUUUAAAUAUGCAAAUCACAUUAAAAAAUACCAAACGAAUGAUUAUUCUGAAAUAAAUAAUUACAUUAAUUCAUAAUCGCGAUUUUUUUGUAAAAUAGUUUCGCUAUUUUGCUUUUUCAAAUUAGAAAAAAAAAGAUCAACAUCUAGUGAUAUAUAUAUAAAAGCAAAAUUUACGAAUAACGCUACAAUUUGUUUCAUAAUACAAAGAUUUUUUUUUUUUUUUUUUUUUUAAAUAAAAAUCUAUCAAUUCAGCCAAUUUUCUAUU
Molecule: messenger RNA, 4393 nt
Organism: Leptopilina boulardi
Lineage: Eukaryota; Metazoa; Arthropoda; Insecta; Hymenoptera; Figitidae
Product: odorant receptor 13a-like
Exons: 9
Coding region: 303-1484 (393 amino acids)
Biological process (GO): sensory perception of smell; detection of chemical stimulus involved in sensory perception of smell
Cellular component (GO): plasma membrane
Molecular function (GO): olfactory receptor activity; odorant binding
Source: RefSeq, a predicted model, not a curated record